Bacidia gigantensis is the source of this 1254-nucleotide messenger RNA. RefSeq lists its product as uncharacterized. NCBI's taxonomy places the organism in Eukaryota, Fungi, Ascomycota, Lecanoromycetes, Lecanorales, Ramalinaceae. Gene Ontology annotation, cellular component: nucleolus; preribosome, large subunit precursor. The transcript has a single exon. The record is from RefSeq and is a predicted model, not a curated record. Gene Ontology annotation, biological process: maturation of 5.8S rRNA; maturation of LSU-rRNA. Bases 1 to 1254 code for a protein of 417 amino acids. Gene Ontology annotation, molecular function: rRNA primary transcript binding.
AUGGCUUCAAAGAAGCUCAAAGUCGGCCCGAAAGCUACACUACCCUUCAAAACUUCUAAUCGAGAAAAGAGACAACGACUACACAUCACACGAAAGAAGGCAUUAGGAAAUGAAACGAGAGAUGAGCGUCGCCGAAGGCGGAAGCAAGAGGAUCAAGAUCCCAGGCUUCGGGAAGAGAGGAUACGAAAGAAUGUGCCAUUGACUCUGGAAAGGAAAAGGAUAUGGGAUGACGUGGAUCGAGACACUGGCGAUGGAUUAGGUAUUUCAGUGGAUGUUGAACGUUUGAAGCGGAGGAAGUUGGAGGAAGAAGCUCGGCAAAUUGAGCAAAAUGGCAUUGAAGACGAAGCACAGGAUCAGUCAGCUGAAGAGAUGGACAGUAUGAUAGAUUCGGAAAGCGAGUCUGAGACUGAGCCGACAGAGGAGAAGAGCAAGCCUCCUACCAAAAGGACGGCCACAGAACGAGCCACCAGUCCUGUACAAUCCACCACAAGUACGAAUCUGGAUCUCGCGCCUGAGACUCUCGCUUUACGAUUUCCAAGUCUUUUUAGCGUCGACCCUCCUCCGACACCGAAGAUCCUAAUCACCACAUCUCUCAGCUCCACGCUCCACUACGAAGCACAUCUCCUCACCAGUCUCUUCCCUUUCAGCACCUACAUACCUCGCUCUGCGCACCGCUACAGCCACAAAUUCUCUGUCAAAGAAAUUUCCUCUUUCGCCUCCAAUCGAAACUAUACAGCCGUCAUAGUCCUCAAAGAAGAUCAAAAGAAACCCACCGGCCUCACGGUAGUUCACCUCCCCCAAGGCCCUACCUUCCACUUCUCCAUAAGCAAUUGGCUCGAAGGCAAGAAACUGCCUGGUCAUGGCCAGCCCACCCAGCAUAUUCCAGAAUUAAUACUAAACAAUUUCCGUACACCGCUCGGUCUGCUGACUGGGCAUCUCUUUCGCACGCUGUUCCCCUCGCAGUCAGAAUUGCAGGGGCGACAAGUCAUUACAUUGCACAAUCAGCGAGACUACAUAUUCCUCCGGCGACACAGGUAUGGAUUCCGAGAAAAGAGGGAGAGGGAGAAGAAUGUCAUUGGGCCAGAUGGGAAAGACGUGCAAGGAGUUGAGGGCAUACGAGCGGGCUUGCAGGAAUUAGGACCAAGAUUCACUUUGAAGCUUCGAAGAGUCGAUAAAGGGAUUCAAAGGGGAAGUGGACAGGAGUGGGAGUGGAAAGGCGGGAUGGAGAAGACGAGGACGAAAUUUCAGCUAUGA